This is a messenger RNA of Pocillopora verrucosa, 1866 nucleotides long. RefSeq names its product neuropeptide Y receptor type 2-like. Gene Ontology annotation, biological process: G protein-coupled receptor signaling pathway. Gene Ontology annotation, cellular component: membrane. Gene Ontology annotation, molecular function: melanocortin receptor activity. The record is from RefSeq and is a predicted model, not a curated record. NCBI's taxonomy places the organism in Eukaryota, Metazoa, Cnidaria, Anthozoa, Scleractinia, Pocilloporidae.
AGUUAUAAGACCGUGAGAGAAAUGACAGAUAAUUUACGAUGUCCAACGGCUUUGUAAAUGCGACGAAUUUAAGUUCCCAAAAGGCUUUAAAUCAUAGCUACUCAGCAGAUGGAACUGGGACAGAAAUUCAACCAAGUCGGAUCGGUCUCGUGAUCGCUUUCUAUGUAAUGAUAGUGCUCUCACUGGUGGGUAAUACAGUGGUAAUCAAAGCCAUCAGAAGAAUCGGAAAGAACUUACGACGACCAGUACAUUUCCUAUUUAUCAUAAACCUUUCUGUGGCCGAUCUCCUUUUUGCUUUAGAGAUGACACCUAUGAUCUGUGUUCAUCUGCUCUUGGGAGGAGCGUGGCAUAUUCGCGGUCGAUUCGGAGAGUUUCUCUGCCGAUUUGACGUGUUUUUGUCCGCAGUUUUAAUUCUUACGUCGAAUCUGACAAUUUCAGCCAUCGCUGUGGAGAUGUUUCUGGGGAUAUUCUUCCCUUUGAAGGCGCUACUGUCGAAGAAAAGGGCGUAUUUUAUUAUUGCCGCCACGUGGUUUGUAAGCGGGUGUUAUAGCAGUCCGCUGUUUUCUUUUGCGCAUCUCAAAGCACACGGCAUCGGUGACGUAAUAUGUUUCGUCGGCAUAAAGAACGAAGAGGUCGUACAAUGGUUUACAUUUCAAACAGUGUUGUUGGCGGCGGGAUUUGUGAUCACUCUAGCGUUGUAUUCAGCCAUCGGUAUCAAACUUUGGCUCCUUAAAUCACCUGGAUUUCACUUCCACCAGGUACAGCGAAAAGGAAGGGUGAAAAGAGCUAAGGCUCUCAAAAUGUUGGUAAUGUUGGUAUUUGUCUUCUACGUUUCAUUCAUACCAUUUUGGAUUUUACAGUUAUCUCUUCACUUCGGCUUUUAUGACAAGCUCACCCCGUACUACAGCAACAUCUCAGCAUUCCUUAUGCUUUGUAACGGAACUGUAAACCCAGUCAUUUACAGCGCGUACAACACGGAUAUUCGGGAUGAAUUCAAAUCCUUGAUCACUUGUAAGCCACCGCCGGAACGCCUGCGAAGUCUGAUAGCAUUUUACACCAGGGCGAUAAGGAAGAAAAAAUUUAAAGAUUUAGAAGCGAGAUCACCUAAUCAACAGUUUCCUAUGGAUGGGUUGCCUAGGAGAAUUAGCGGCCAGUCGACGAAACUGAAGCCAAUUGCUGGUGAAAAAAACUUGGCUUGUAGUUUUGAAGACACACGACUGUAACGUGAAACAGUGGUCACGCGACAUUAAGACUUGAGUCACGCGAUCUUAUGAGUAGCGCAAUCCAAUUUUUCAGCUAAAAGAUUGUCCACACAAAUACAUAACUGAUUCACUUGAAAUUUGGCGUUUCUUGUUUUAUUACUGUCCCUUAAUUUUCCCUUGCCGAAACCUCACAGGCUGCUUAUUUUCACUACUGCUUAAGUAAUUUUCCCUGUAGGCUUGUUAGCUCAGUUGGUAAAGCGCUGCAUCGGUAUCGCGGAGAUCAUGGGUUCAAAUCACGUACAGGCCUUAAUUUUUUUCAGGCCUUAUUUUCACUACUUCUUAAGUAGAGUUCAUUAUUAUCCAACUGCACUAAAUAAAGUGUAAAUAACACUCGAAUGGAGUAAAAAUAUUCCGCAAUAUUGCGUAAGGUUAUUUUGUAUUGUCGAAAAACCUGUUUGAGAGGUUGGCUACAUUUGCCUUCUCUGGUGCCGAAUUUAACAUUUGUACCAUUGUUCUGAGUUCACAGCCCUCAGCUCGUCAAGUACCGACAGCGAUUCCCGCGAGGCGUCGUCGCCAUGUGUUUGAGUCAGAUCAUGAAAAUGAAAUUCUUUUUCAUAUGCUAAGAGCUCGUCCAUGUCUUUGAGAAUUCGUCUUCCGGUAGAUU